Molecule: messenger RNA, 195 nt
Organism: Thermothielavioides terrestris NRRL 8126
Lineage: Eukaryota; Fungi; Ascomycota; Sordariomycetes; Sordariales; Chaetomiaceae
Exons: 1
Biological process (GO): DNA integration
Source: RefSeq, a predicted model, not a curated record
GGUUACCCUAUAGUUAUAGUUGUCGAUAAAGGCUCUAAGUUCAAAGGCGAAGUUAAGGAGAUCCUUUGUAAGCUAGGUAUUAAGAGAGUUAUUAUUUCGCUAUAUAAUUCGUAUAUAAAUGGUAUAAAUGAGGCUAGCUAUAUCCUAAUUGCUAUCUCGUUUAUAAAGAUAACUAAUAGUAUAGGAAAGAGGUAG